This is a messenger RNA of Guillardia theta CCMP2712, 1020 nucleotides long. RefSeq lists its product as hypothetical. The transcript has 11 exons. The coding region runs from base 1 to 1020 and encodes 339 amino acids. Gene Ontology annotation, molecular function: lipid binding. The record is from RefSeq and is a predicted model, not a curated record. Lineage: Eukaryota; Cryptophyceae; Pyrenomonadales; Geminigeraceae.
AUGGGCGGGAGCAUCACACACAAGCUUGCGGCUCUCUCUGCCUUCCAGCUGGCUCCUGGUCAGUUUCCUUACCUGCCCAUGGACCGUCUGGAUGAAGCGAGGAGUCAUAUCAACUCGAGGAUUCGCCAUGCGCAUUGGCAGCUCAAGAGCUUUGUUGAGACGAUCCCGGACACGUUGCAAACGGCGCACAGCCAUGGCAUCCUUGGCCUUCUGAGGGAGAAGCUCAAGAAGUCAAGCCAUCUGCCUUGUCUUGAUGUUGCUGGCAGUAAACCAGACCACCUGAAAGGCUUCGAGUCGCACAGAUGCAUCAAGUCUGGCCCGCUAGCACAGCAGGUGGACAAGGUGAAUGCAGAGCUGACAUCGAAGAUCUUGAACGCCUUUUCGAAGCCUGGGUGGGUGCCCGUGACUCAAAAGGAUGGUAUCGAAGUUUGGAAGAGAGAUGCUUCGGACAUCGAGACGGGAAGCUUUCCUCAAGGUGUCGGGCCGAGGAAAUCUGGCAAGGGAAAGUUCCUUUGUGUCCGCGCGCGGGGUAUCAUUGACGCUAACAUCAACGAAGUGUACCGAUUGUUUCAGACAAAUGAUUACGUUCUCGAGUACAACUCGAUGUGUCAGGAGUGCAUUGACGUCGGGUGGUUGGAUCCUUCCACGAAGUUGACAUGGGCGUCUAGCAAGCGCAUCGGACCGAUUCUUCCAAGGGACUUCGUGACGAGGUGCCACUACAGGCGGUUGAGAGAUGGAACCAUCGUGCUUGCAACCAUGAGCGAACCUCUGCCCUGCGAGGAGUUCCGUCAGGGCGGUGAAUAUUGCCGUAUGGAUGUCACUCUCGGAGGGUACCUCCUGAGACCCAUCGAUCACGGAACCAGGACUGAGUUCUCCAUGCUCUCGCUCGCCAACCCUGGAGGAGUGCUGGAUAGUCAGGUCGGUGCGAUGAUCUCCAACAUGGUCUGUGCCACAGGACCCAUCACAUUCAUAUCAAGCGUUCGUUCUCUGACAGCAAGACUAAAAGGAGAAAUCGCGUAG